This is a messenger RNA of Artibeus jamaicensis (Jamaican fruit-eating bat), 1177 nucleotides long. RefSeq names its product glycosylphosphatidylinositol anchored molecule like (gene GML). The coding region runs from base 252 to 1115 and encodes 287 amino acids. The record is from RefSeq and is a predicted model, not a curated record. NCBI's taxonomy places the organism in Eukaryota, Metazoa, Chordata, Mammalia, Chiroptera, Phyllostomidae. The transcript is spliced from 4 exons.
GUAAAACAGGCGGGGGUGGCGUUUAAGGGGGUAGCAGACCGCUCUGCACAGUCACACAAGGCCCGCGGACUGCUCCGGGCUGGGUGCUUACGGACCCAAAGACAACACACAGCGGCGUCCCGGGGCUGCUCUGAGUAGGCCAGGCCUGGCCUGCGCGGGUGGCUUACGGUGCAGGCACCCGGAAUCUCCAAGGCACGGGGACAAGUCUGGGAGCCCUGAGCCCCCUGGAGGCGGUGCGGGGAAGGCCCGGGAUGGGGGCAGGGGUGCCACACCUCGUGCGGGGCGUUGUGCGGCGGGGUUUCACUGAGCGGCGGGACCCUGGAGGGGGCGGAGGCGGGGCCGGGCCUGCUCCGCUGCAGCGUCGGCCAGGCCGGGACCCCUGCAAGCGCGCUGGGCCGCCGGGUCCCACCCCAGGAUGGCCGCCCAGGUCCCGCACAAGCAACCCGAGGCUGCAGUCCGAGCCCGCGGGGCUGUCUGCUCUGCGACGCGCCCACACCUUCUGGAACCUUCUGGAACCUUCGGAACCUUCGCGGCUGGCGGCUCAGGCUCCUGCUAAGAUGCUGCUGCUCGCGGCGGUGCUGCUGGCCACGGUGCUGACGCUGGCGGACAAUGAAGCAUCUGUCAGCGCUGGGGACAUGGAGUUGUCUGUGCGGAAGUGGACCUACAACCUGAAGUGCUACGACUGCGCAGUCAUAAACACCUUCCAAUGCUCGACACUCAGGACCUGUCCCUACGAGACGAGGCGCUGCCUGACAGUCUCCAUCCGUGUGAAUCCCCGAGAGCUCCUCGUUUACAAAAACUGCACCGACAACUGCUCGUUCGUGUAUGCGGCCCACCAGCCGCCACCAGCGCCGAAGUCCAGUAAGAAGACAAAUAGUUUCUACUGGGUUCUCUGCUGCGGUGCAAUGACCUGCAACGACGGAGGGCCGACCAACGUGGAGAGGGACAUCUUGCCCGAUGAGCCUCUAGAGGAGAUGAUAGAAGGGGCAGUGUGCCUGCGUGGCUCGGCGCUCCUCCUGGGCUUGGCCUCCAUCCUGCUCAGCGGGGCCCUGUCCUGGGUGGCGGGGCUCCCGUCGUGUCCCCACCUGUCCCCAGGGCAGCUCACUGCCCUUUGAUGUCUCAUGAAUCAGAGACUCGGGCUCUCAGGUCCCCGUUGGCGGCUUAUUUCAAGAGAGAA